Messenger RNA from Monomorium pharaonis (pharaoh ant), 2806 nucleotides. RefSeq lists its product as uncharacterized. The coding region runs from base 1550 to 2506 and encodes 318 amino acids. The transcript has 3 exons. Lineage: Eukaryota; Metazoa; Arthropoda; Insecta; Hymenoptera; Formicidae. The record is from RefSeq and is a predicted model, not a curated record.
AAUAUGAAAAAAUCUUAACAAUAUAAAAUGUUAGAAAACUUUUUUUUAAUCAUGAUACUGAUAAUCAUGGUUCAAAGUUUAAAAAAUUAAGAUCACCGUCAAUAUGUGUCGACUUAUCAAACAUCACACACACGAUCAAUAAUAUUAUCAGUAUUUGUUGGUACAUAAAAUUGAGUUAAAAUAUUGUUACUAAAGCGUAAUUUACACGGAGCAAUUUUCAUUCAUUUUUUAACAAGCGUCUUAAUUUGUUAACGAAUUCGCUGAUAAAAACACUGAUUUUUUAUUUGCUAGCAUCUACAAUUUUAAGGUCGCGGUAUUUAUUAAUCGCUUAUCAAAAAGUUGAACAUUUUUAUUUUAUCGUUCUUUUCAAACAAAUGGUUUACCAUUGUUUGCUCCGCCACAACUAAGCGAUUUUCGACGUUUGUUGUUAAUAUCUUUAUCGCCAGUUUAUCGCUCUUUCAACGUGAAUUUUUGACUGACAAAAUUCGCUCUAUGCUGAACUAUUUACAUGUUGUUAACGAGCAAAUGAAGUCGCUAUCAUUCGUCACAGAAUAAUAUAACUCGAGCUGCUAUUGUCGAACAAAAAUGUAUAUUCAAACAAAUAUCGAAAUAUAUCAGUUGACCAUUUUGUACAUGCAUGCGCAGUAUACCAAAUUAUUCGCUGAUUCAUUUGCUAUCGUCUUGACACGACCGUUUUUUAAUACUGAUAGUUAUUUAUUUGACAAAAGCGGUAACAAUUUUGUCGCAGCGACCACGCCGCAACUUUAAAAUUGUAGACGCUAGCAAAUAGUUAAAAAAAGAAAAAAACAUUAAAUCGUUGGCGAUUUUGUUAGCAACGUGUAAAUGCUUUAAUACUAGCGAAUUUUAUCGGUCAAAAAUUUACUGUAGAAGAGCGACAACCUGGCGAUAAAAGACGCCAGCGAUAAGCGUCGAAAGUUACUUUAUGUAAAUAACGCUUAAUACUGAUAAUGUAAGGUAAUGUAAAAAUAUUGCUACAUACUAUAAGUAUUACUAAUUCAAUAUAUAUUAUUACUAGUCAGGAUUAUUGAUCCUAGAUAUUAAAAGGCUCCUGUUAUCUUUAUCAAUAUUACAUUUCUUUGAAUAGUUCUUUAGCAUGUAUCAAUUUUAUCUCAAUAUAUAUCUCACCUCUUUCGGAGAAUCCGAAAUCUCCACAAUUGGUCGUACAAAGAUUCCCAUUUCUUGAAAAUCUCUGACAAUCCUUUGCCUUUUCUGUUUCCUUACUUAUUAGUCGCGCUUGUUACGCAAUAAUUUGUACCGUAUAAUAACUGCUAUUAUUACUUUAUUUAUUUUAAUAUUAUUUUAAUACUAUUUUUACAAAAAUGCAAUACACAUAUUUGUUAAUAUUAUGAUCCUCAUAUAGCAGUUAAUGAAUUAGCAGGGGAUAUUCGAAACGCGCGACGGACGAUAGGAAACUGAUCUGGUGUAUGAAACGCAAGGUGCUGCUUGAAAUGAGAAAGUAUAAAGAAAGUCACUUUCAUCGGUAUUCCGAGGGACGAUUCCGGGACACACUCAAGAGGCUGCCAUCAUAAUGGCGGAUUAUUGUCCGCUGUGCGCGAAAAGCGGCAUUAAGAGGAGAAUCAAGGUAUUUCAGAUUAAUUUUGAAGAAGCAUUGAGGGCCUGCGAGUCGGAGGAGUGCACCUGGCCAUUUGGUUACGAGGAAUUGAAAAUCUUCCCUCGAUCAGCUCUCUCCUGUACCUGGGAGGAGGAACCUGCGAGUCCUAUUGAAGAGGACAGUGGACUUGCAUUGACGGAACUCUCGCUUUAUACACCGCCCGUGACUCCUGGACAAGAGCUCUCCAAAGAGCUAACGGAGACUGUAAGCACUGAAUGCUCAACGAAUCCUCCAGUGGAAGAUAAAGUCGGAAUCUUACCUAAUAAAUACGACUUCAUUACAAAAGAAUCUACUGACUCUAAUGAAUCGCCGUUGUUGGAGUUAAUCGAGUUAGGAAGCAUUAAUUGCAUCGAAAGAAAGGAUAGUCUUACAAGCGAACAGAUUGCAAAUGGGAUUAACGUUAGCAGAACACUGCCCAAGAUCAUUAGCAUUGAAAAGACUAAUAUUAAUCUUAAAAUUAUUUCUAAUACCGAUAAACAUGAUGACAGAAAAGUACAGUCGCAAUCGCUCACAAACGCAAUGGAUACUGUCGAGAUUUUUACUCUAUCUGAUGGUACAUGCGCGGAACUUGGUUUGAAUAUGCUGCAUAAAACCAGAGAUGAACUGAAGGAUGAAAGUGGCGAGCUGCAAUCGAACAUUAUACUAGACGUGAACAGCGUGGAGACCCGUUCUAUGCAUUCGGAAAGCGAAACGAAAAUGCUAGUCGAUGUAGAUAUUGUAGAUAAUACACAUAGCGUAAAUACAACGAGCGAGUCUGUAGGGAAUAUCUCAACAAACGGCGACAUAGACGUGAUUUUAGAGGAUAUUAUAAACGAUGAAAACUAUAUAAUUAUGGACAUAAAUGAUGACUGGUUAAAUUCGUUGAUAAGCUGACGACGGUAACUUACACUUAUUAUUAUUUAAAGCAAUAAAUAUAAGUAAACGAAGACUGAACUGAUGUGGUGAAAGAGAUUAGGGUAUAUGUAUAUUAUUAUAGAAUACAUUCCAAUCGGAAUUAUUUUCUUUUUUCUAGAAAACAAACAAUGUAGAUUAUAAUUGAAUAACUUCGAUUGGAAUUCAAAUUUCGAAUAGUUUCGUACUAUAUGUCGUAUUAUAUAUCUUGCAACAAAUAUUUAUGAAAUGUGAUAAUAAGAUUACCGCAAUAAAGUAUUGUUAUGUAUAAAAGAAAAAAUA